GCUAGUUGCAGAUUUUCAUUUGCGCAUUUCUUUAUAGGCCAUUCCUUUGUUGGGGUGAUUCGAUAAAGAGUUUUCAGUAUUAAUCUGGGAUUCGUAAAGGCUCUUAAUUUCUUUGCUGCUCUAUUUAGAGAAACUAGGUGGAAAUUGCCUUUUGUCUUUUUUCUUUUUUCUUUUCUGUUGGAGAUGUCAUUUCAACAUCAAUUGGGGUAUUUUUUAAAAUAUCUUUCUUGAAGUCUUCGAGUUUGUAUUUGCAAUUGUUGUCUGGAGGUACCAUUGGAAAGGCGGUUUAUGCUGUUCAUUUUGAUGAGCUUUGUUUGUUUGCUGUUAUAGAAUUUAAAAAGUUGUGAAUUUGCAGAUGAGAAUUAUACGGUCUUCAAGCUGCUGAUUGAACUAGUGUCUGAUCGUUCCGGAUGAUUUAUUGGUAUUCGAACUGCCUAUUGAUUGUGUAAUUAAAUUCCUGAAUUCAGUUUUAAUGGAUUAUUCAUUACUUUAUUGAGCAUGGGGUAGCACUUUUCUAAGUUCGUAUGGCAGUUUAAAAGUUUACCCAUUUUAUUGGGAUCAAUUCAAAUGAAAUUGUGAGAUUUUGUGGAGCUUUGAGGUGUUUGUUUGUUAGUGUCAGUAAUCAAUAUCAGAGUAAUGAUUAAUUAUCAUUUCAUAAAUAUUUCGAUUUUCAAAUUAUUUUAUUUUUCAUAAAUAUUUUAAUUAAAUUAAAAAUUUUCAUGUGUUUCUAGAAAUUAAAGCACGAGCAACUAGAAAAGUCAGAUCUCCAGAUGAACUUUUUUUAGAGGUUGCCAUUCAAAUAUCAUUUACAGAAAAUUUAAUGAAAAAAUUUAUUGAUGAAAUUUUAUUUUUAGUUAGAUAUGAAUUUGAAUCAAAUUCACAAAUCAAAAUUAUUUUAAAAUAUUUAAAUGGGCCGAUCGAUUUAUAAAAAUGAGAAUCUCAUUUUAAGACGACAAAUUGUACUUUUAAUUUUAAAAAAAAAAUAUUAUCUAAAUGCUUAUCAAUGAAAGGCUAAAUUCCGUAAUUUUCAAAACGUGAAAUAAUGUUUCUUAGUUUCGCGUGAGGUUGUGUUUUCAUUCAUUGUUCCAUUUCAACAAAAUUUGUAUUUUGUCCGUUUUCGCUGAACAUUGCAUGAUUACUGAGUCAUUUUUUGAGUUCGAAAUGCGAGAAAUAGUUCAUAUUCAAGCUGGACAAUGCGGUAAUCAGAUUGGGGCAAAGUUUUGGGAAGUAAUUUCAGAUGAGCAUGGCAUCGACCCAACUGGUACUUACCAUGGAGAUUCUGAUUUACAGUUGGAACGAAUAAACGUCUACUAUAACGAAGCAACAGGAGGUAAAUAUGUCCCCAGAGCUGUCUUGGUGGAUUUGGAACCAGGCACUAUGGAUUCUGUGCGAUCAGGGCCUUUUGGCCAACUUUUCCGGCCAGAUAAUUUUGUUUUUGGUCAGAGUGGAGCUGGCAAUAAUUGGGCCAAAGGUCACUACACCGAAGGUGCCGAAUUGGUGGAUUCUGUGCUGGAUGUGGUUCGCAAAGAAGCGGAAGGCUGCGAUUGCUUGCAGGGUUUUCAGCUGACCCACUCCCUCGGAGGGGGCACUGGAUCUGGAAUGGGAACCCUCAUGAUCUCCAAAAUCAGGGAAGAAUAUCCAGAUCGCAUUAUGAAUACUUUCAGUAUAGUGCCUUCGCCCAAGGUUUCUGAUACUGUAGUCGAGCCUUAUAAUGCCACUCUUUCCGUACAUCAGUUAGUAGAAAACACUGAUGAAACGUUUUGCAUUGACAACGAAGCUCUUUAUGACAUCUGCUUUAGAACUUUAAGGCUGACCACCCCAACUUAUGGCGACCUGAACCACCUGGUGUCAGCCACCAUGUCUGGAGUAACAACAUGCCUCCGAUUUCCAGGGCAGCUGAACGCAGAUUUACGAAAACUGGCAGUCAAUAUGGUUCCAUUUCCACGGUUGCACUUCUUCAUCACAGGAUUUGCUCCUCUCACGUCCAGAGGCAGUCAGCAAUACCGGGCACUCACCGUUCCAGAACUUACCCAGCAAAUGUUUGAUGCCAAAAACAUGAUGGCCGCUUGCGAUCCCAGGCAUGGACGAUACUUGACGGCUGCAGCUGUAUUCCGUGGCCGCAUGAGCAUGAAAGAAGUGGACGAGCAGAUGCUUAACGUGCAGAACAAGAACAGCAGCUACUUUGUGGAGUGGAUUCCCAAUAACGUGAAGACUGCCGUCUGCGAUAUACCGCCAAGAGGUCUGAAGAUGUCCUCCACAUUCAUAGGGAACAAUACGGCCAUACAGGAGCUGUUCAAGAGGAUUUCCGAACAGUUUACGGCCAUGUUUCGUCGCAAGGCGUUCUUACAUUGGUAUACUGGAGAAGGCAUGGACGAAAUGGAGUUCACGGAGGCCGAGUCAAACAUGAACGACCUUGUAUCCGAAUACCAGCAAUAUCAAGAAGCGACUGCUGAAGAAGAAGGCGAAUUCGAAGAAGAGGAAGCUGCAUAGAUUUUCAUUAAGAAAAAAAAAUUUCAUCAGACCAGUUUUCAUCAUCCAGUUUAAAAAAAGUUUCAAAUUAUUAUAUUCAGAUUCUAAGUUUCAAAAUCUGACACUGAUUUCGGUUUCUUCUUUUGUUGUUGAAACUGUAACAUAUUUGAUUGAAGGAUCUAAAUUUUACAUUCAUUUAUAACUGUGAUUUUCAUGCAGCGUGCUUGCACUCAAAAUGAAAUACGUUUGUACUAGAUGCACAAGAGAUUUUGUUGAAGAUCUUGUGAGAAGAAUAAAAUAUGUUUUCCUUCA
Molecule: messenger RNA, 2781 nt
Organism: Argiope bruennichi
Lineage: Eukaryota; Metazoa; Arthropoda; Arachnida; Araneae; Araneidae
Product: tubulin beta-4B chain
Exons: 6
Coding region: 1132-2490 (452 amino acids)
Biological process (GO): mitotic cell cycle; microtubule cytoskeleton organization
Cellular component (GO): microtubule; cytoplasm
Molecular function (GO): structural constituent of cytoskeleton; GTP binding; GTPase activity
Source: RefSeq, a predicted model, not a curated record